UGAACUAAAGCACAGUUUAAUUUAAUUAGCUGUGUAAAGACCGCAGCACCAAAUAAGAUUGCCUUUUGAGGUGCAGAGUUUAGGACUUCAAUAUACAAACUAGUGAUGUUGGCUGGGAAUGUUCAGCCUUAAAAUAUUCCCAAAGGAUUAGAAUUUGAGCUGAUUGGAGAAGGAGUUUGGCACAAUCUAGAAUGGUUCCGGUUGAGUGGUGGAGGAGGUCAGGUGGGCAGAUUGUAUCUCUGGGACAGAGACAGGGAAAAGCCACAGUAGGUAACUAAAGGAUUUUAAAAGUAGUCUGAAUAUAGAUGACUAUAGAGGCUUUUUAUUAAAGAUUUUGUAUUUUAGCCUGUUUUAAGUAGGACAAAGGAGACUAUAACAUUAUUCUGUCUUUUCAUUUUAAUGAAAUAUUACAUCAAGACAGUUCCUGAGCUCCUUCUGCACUUCUGAGGACUACACCAGCCACCACACGUCUCUCUCCAUCAAGACAUUUAGCACAUUAAAAUUGACUUUUGGGAUUUCCUUAUCUCUAGACAAUGGGGUUUUAUUUGUCUUGAUACCCAUAUGUUCAUAUACAUUUAACCAUGCCUUGCACAUGGAGAGAGCCAGUGAGCAAGCUGCAUUUGUGGAAGAGAUUAUUGAAAGCCUUGCUUGAGGAAUCUAGCAUAUGAAGGAUGAACAUGAAAGGCAGGACAGGAGCAGGCAGCAUGCAGAAAUACACCAGAAUAGAAACUGACUGGCUGAAAAGGAAAACCUUGGACCAUGAAGGACAAAGCCAGACCACUUGCAGGAAUGCACAUUGAAUUUUCAGACCACACUGAGAUCAAUUAGUCAGUUCCAUUCAGCUAUUGCCUUUGUCUUGUCAUGAACCAUAGUCUAGGGAGAAAGUGUCUACUUGGCCUGGCAUUUGCACUUGCUAGGCAAAGUGUUCCCCCAAAGCAACACAGAAGGUCUCUGCAAAAGGAGUCAUAGCUGCUGGGUGGCCAGGACAGACCAGCAGAAGCUGCUUGUCUGCAGUAUAGCUAAGAGUCUAAACUGUGUUACAGUGGAGCCAUCCUCCUGGCUGAGACUGACAAUCUGCCCUUCAACCAAAUUUGAACUAGAGAGAGGGAGGCUGAAAUGUAUGAAGUGGAAAACAGUAACUUGACACCAUGAAGGAUCCCCUAAGCAAGUCUGGCUUUGAAACCUGAGGCACUUCAGAUAAUUUGUGGAUGUCUGCAAUGUUACCAGUCACAGGAAUGUGAGAUGCAGUUGAACAGGAAUCCAGCCAGCGAGUUCAUCUCCCAUCAUCAGCACCUCUUGUGAUGCACAGUGUACAGCGGGCUCACAAACACUCGGGAGAGGAAGAGAGAAGGAAGAUGUGUACUUGCCAGAUAAAUUGCAGGAUGGAGGGACUGCUGCAUUACAUCAACCCAGCACAUGCCAUCUCUCUGCUGAGUGCCCUCAAUGAGGAGCGCCUCAAGGGACAGCUGUGCGAUGUACUCCUGAUUGUUGGGGACCAGAAGUUUCGAGCUCAUAAGAACGUCUUGGCUGCCAGCAGUGAGUACUUCCAGAGUUUAUUCACGAAUAAGGAGAACGAGGCACAGACUGUCUUUCAGCUGGACUUCUGUGAGCCUGAUGCUUUUGACAACGUUCUGAACUACAUUUACUCUUCCUCCCUUUUUGUGGAGAAGGGCAGCCUUGCUGCUGUGCAGGAGCUGGGGUAUAGCCUUGGUAUCUCCUUCUUGACCAACAUUGUUGCCAAAGCCCCUCAGGCUCCUUUUCCAGCCUGUCCCAACAGGAAAAGAGUGUCGGUGGAAGAUGAUGAGACCAGCUCUCAGAAGCGAAGUGUCAUCGUUUGUCAGGGCAGAAGCGAAGUGCCAGGGAAAGCCAGUGGUCCGGCCGUGCAGGACCUGAGCCAUGCUACCUUGGUCUCGCCAAGUGGUACACUCAAGACCAGCACCAAUAAGCCACCUAUGGCCAAGCCACCAGAACAGCUUCACAGUCUGUCUUUAACUGAAAAGAGUUGGCCAAAGGAUAGUGCUUCGGUAUAUGCAAAGUCUCUGGAACAGCCUGGGGCUUUGGAUGAUCCUAACAGGGGCAGUUUGGUUAAGAGAAAUGCAGUCCUACCCCCAAAGCCUUCACAAGACAGGGAGGCCAUGGACGAUAAGCCAGGGGUAAGCAGCCAGCUACCCAAGGGGAAAGCUAUAGAACUGGCUCUGAAGAGACCACGGCCACCUGUUCUGUCUCUCCGUAGCUCAUCAGAGACUCCAUAUCUCUUAAAAGAAACUAGCAAAGGAGGCAGUCAGGGGGAGGAUAGGAACUUGCUCUACUACUCUAAGCUAGGCCUGGUGGUUCCAUCCAGUGGGGCUGCUUCUGCAAAUCAGAGCAUUGACAGAAGUGGCCCAUUAGUGAAAAGCCUCCUCAGGCGGUCACUGUCUAUGGACAGCCAGGUUCCUGUCUACUCCCCCUCCAUAGAUUUGAAGUCAUCCCAGGGAUCAUCCACAACAGCAAAUGAGGCAUCAGGCAGUGUGUUCUGUGCAGUGUCUCAGAAGUCAUCUUUAAAAGAUGGCAGUGAAAAAAAAUCCCUGGAUGACAGGCCUCAAGUGCUACAGCCUCAUCGCCUCAGGUCCUUUAGUGCUUCACAGUCGACAGACAGGGAGGGGACCUCCCCUGUGACUGAGGUGCGCAUUAAGACUGAGCCUAGCAGCCCUCUUUCGGACCCCUCAGACAUCAUCCGGGUCACCGUGGGAGAUGCAGCAACAACUACGAGAGAUCUGCCCCUCAAAAUAGAGGAAGACCAGAGGGACAUAAGCAGACUCCCAGCAAAGAGAAGGUUCCAGGCAGACAGAAGGUCACCUUUGAAGAAGGCAAGGGCAAAUGAGCUUGGGCCUUCUGUCUCAGAAGAGAACUGUGAGGAGGGCAGGAGCCCUCCUUCCCUUGACAGCAACUUCCCAGAUUCUGAAUUAAACAGAGAGGAGUUUGGUGAGUUGGAGGGGACGAGAACAAACAAAAAGUUUAAAUGCAAACAUUGCCUUAAGAUUUUUAGAUCAACCGCGGGUCUUCACCGCCAUGUUAACAUGUACCAUAACCCAGAGAAGCCUUACGCUUGUGACAUCUGUCACAAGAGGUUUCAUACCAACUUCAAAGUGUGGACACACUGUCAGACCCAACACGGCAUAGUGAAGAACCCAUCGCCAGCCUCUAGUUCCCAUGCAGUUUUGGAUGAGAAAUUCCAAAGAAAACUGAUUGACAUAGUGAGAGAGAGGGAAAUUAAGAAGGCCCUGAUCAUUAAGCUGAGGCGCAGCAAGCCUGGCUUCCAGGGACAGAGUAGCUCCCCAGCACAGCAAGUCAUCAAGAGGAACUUGCGCUCCCGAGCCAAAGGGGCCUACAUUUGUGCCUACUGUGGCAAGGCAUACCGCUUUCUCUCUCAGUUUAAGCAGCACAUAAAGAUGCACCCGGGAGAGAGGCCCCUCGGAGUGAGCAGAGCUGCUAAGCCGAAAGAGCGGGCUCUGGCACGCGCGGUAGAGAGCAAGGAGGUUUAUCCGUGCCGCCUCUGUAAUGCUAAGCUCUCUUCUCUUCUAGAGCAAGGCAACCACGAGCGCUUGUGCCGGAACGCCACCGUUUGUCCUUACUGCAGCCUCAGGUUCUUCUCCCCCGCGCUGAAGCAGGAGCAUGAGGACAGGUGUGAGUACAAAAAGCUGACCUGCCUGGAGUGCAUGCGCACCUUCAAGUCUUCCUUCAGCAUCUGGCGGCACCAGGUGGAAGUGCAUAACCAGAACAACAUGGCUUCAGCAGAGAACAUCUCCCUGCCCACCCUGGACCAUAACGGUGAAGUGGCAGCUGCUUCCAGGCCUCAGGCUGAGCCUAGCAAGGUAAACCACAUGGUUGCUCCAAAAGAGGACACAGUAUUUAGUGACUCUUCAGAGCAAGUGAACUUCGAUUCUGAGGAUUCCUCCUGCCUCCCUGAAGACUUGAGUCUUUCAAAGCAACUGAAAGUCCAAGUCAAAGAGGAGCCUGUGGAGGAGGCUGAGGAGGAGGCUCCUGAGGCCAGUGCAGCUCCCAGGGAGGCUGGUCCCAGCAAGGAGGCUGGUCUGUGGCCCUGCGAGAAAUGUGGAAAGAUGUUCACGGCACACAAGCAGCUGGAGCGACAUCAGGAGCUGCUGUGUUCCGUGAAGCCCUUCAUCUGCCAUGUGUGCCAUAAAGCCUUCCGUACCAACUUCCGGCUCUGGAGUCAUUUCCAGUCCCACAUGUCUCAGGCCACAGAGGAGUCUUCACAGAAAGAGGCCGAGGUGUGUCCUGUGCCCACAAAUUCCCCCUCACCACCACCUCUGCCACCUCCACCACCCUUGCCCAAGAUCCAGCCCCUGGAGCCCGACAGCCCCACAGGCCUUCCUGAGAAUCCAACCCCAGCCACAGAGAAGCUGUUUGCACCCCAGGAAUCAGAUACCCUCUUCUACCAUGCUCCUCCCCUUUCAGCAAUCACAUUCAAAAGACAGUUCAUGUGCAAGCUCUGCCAUAGGACAUUCAAGACGGCCUUCAGUCUUUGGAGUCACGAGCAGACACACAAUUAAAUGACCUACCCCUCUCACCUGUCACAAAACAGCAGGCCCUUGUCUUGUGAACUGUGUCCUAAGACAACAUUUUUUUUAAAAAAAUAAAGAUUAGAAAUUCUUAUGUUUGAAUUUUAGGUUUGAGAUAAGUUGAUAUUGGCUAGGAAUGUCCUUCCAUCUUCAAAAACAAACUCGGAAAUAUUGUAGUUCUGGACCUCAACCAGCAGGGGUUUGAUUUUGUUACUGUUGAAGUUGAGUUAAUGUUGGUGAAUUGCAUGGUUCCUCGUUCCAAGGCGUCACUAUAAUUACUUGAUUGAGGUUUUUGUUUUCUGGGUAGUGGGAUAUUAGAGUAUUGUUGGGUUUUUGGUUUUGGGUUUUUUAAAUUUAUUAUUAUUUCAGACAUCUAAGUUUGAGGUAACCCUUAGCCAUGUUUGUAAGGCCAAAAACAUGAGGAAGAAAGGGAGUCAUUUGCAGUAUUGAGUCACAUUUUAGAAUAUCUUAGCAAUAAGAAAAAACAAACCCCAACUUUAAUAAAUUGUCCUGACACUUGAUAAGACAAAUAUUUGGUAUUUUGUGGUCCUAUGAAACUUUCUUUUUGUAUGAAAAUUGUGAGAAUUUAAAUUAGUAAUAGUCACACUUAGAUUUUUUUAAUAAAAUAACAAACUAUCAAUCACGUCAUAUAAUCAGUGAUGGCCAUGUGCUAAGGAAGACAGAGAAAUGGAAACAUGAUUGUGGAGUGCUCAACAGUCAGCAGCAACAGAUUAGUUAUGAAAGCCACUGAUUAGUUGUGUAUGCCUUCUGCAUCAUAGCAGCUUUUAACUGGCACUUUAGAGCUGACAGUGUUUGGUCUCUGCCAGCUUGAAACUCAGGUGUCAUUGGGAUAAGCAGUGCUAGCACGAGGUUAGCAGAGUACAGCUUCACCACAUCCCAGACCAUCAUUUCUUCUAGGGGCUUCAGAGACUGGAGGAAGUGUCAUGUUGCAGCUUUCAUGCGCUUUCCAAGAACUGUAUGCACAACAUACACAUUUCUGUCUGUCUUAUGUGAGGACUUCUAAGGUGAUGCUGAAGUGGAUAGCAUGAAAGUGUCACUAUCUGACAUGCAAAUGUGUAUUAAAGCACUAGCAAAGGUCCAAAAUUAGUUUUUGCAACUUGAUUUGGUAUUAGAGUUUGGGAUUCUUUUUUUUUUUUUUUUUCUGUUACAUGUAGGUUGUAAAUAAAAGCCUCUACAUAGGCAAUAUCCAAAGUUCAGUGGAGUAUUUCAAUAGGCAAAAUUUUGAUUUCACUCCCCCGAGGGAGGGUCACACCUGGAAAGGAAAUUAGGGGAGCACAAACUCCCUAUUUACUUUUGUUGCAAUCUGUUUUCUUCACAUUUUCAGGGUGUUCUCUAGCAGAGAUACUACCCAUCUGCUCACCAACAGUCUGCACCCAUGGUAGCAAAGGCAGUCUUUAUAUUAAAGCAAAGAGUUUUAUAAAUUACUAGUUGACUUUGUAAUUAUAGAAGCUAUAUGUGGAAUUUGGACCUUUAUUCUUUCACUUUAAAAGGCUAUUGAAAAUCCAUAUAUAUGUCUACGUUUCCUAUUUUGUUCCUUAAAUUUUCAGAGAAGGGAAAUAAAAUUGGGUUGCAGCUACAGAUUCUUGCCAUCUGCUUUUUUGAACUAUGCAUUUAGAUAUGAACUAAAAGUGUCCACCUUUUAAUGAAUGAAGCUAGUGCCAGGCUAGGUAGCUGUCCACUGAACUCAUUCCCUGUGGUGAGUAUCUAGUCUCUCCCUCUAACCACCCUGGAGUGUCACUUUUUUAUAGACCAUCUCCCUGCAUGGUCAUCUCCUGUGUAGCUACAGAGCGAUAAUCUCCAAACCUGGCAUUGCCAGCUCAGUGUCCCAGGACUUGAACCUAUGCUACAUUUUUGAAGAUUUAUAAAAUAAUAUUGUUGCAAAAAAAGAAAAAAAAAAGUAUUUUUGAUCUAAAUGUAGGGUCUUCAUAUCUGUUAGGUUUUACAAAUUACCAGUGUUUGUCACCUUUUUUUGUCUAGGAAUAAAACUUAAGAUUUCAAAUAAAAUUUUGAACCAAAAACAUUUAUAAUGCAGUUGUGGCUUUUCUAUUGCUUUUUAUACUGUAUAUUAAAGACAUCAGGCUGAAAGAGUUUAUUUUGGUGUCAAAAACUAUCCUUCCACUCAUGUAACUAUUUUAAAUGCUAAGAAACAAAAUAAUGAAAGACAUUAAUCACUGUAUUCAGUAAACAGAUUUUUAGAGAAUGUUUAUCUCAGCCAGAAGGCAGAUGUUUGGUGUUCAAUAAAUAAGUCUUUCAUCAUUGUAAAUCUUUAGAUAGUAAAGAUAUUCUUGUAAAUGUUUUUCUGAUUGUAAUUAAUUUUUGCAAGUAUAGAAAGCACAUUGUUUCUUGUAAUUAUUUAAGAUGCCUGCUUUUUUUUUUAAUGCAGUUGUGGAAAGAAUGUAAACUCUUUUAAUAUAUUCUUUGUUAAUCUGAGAA
Molecule: messenger RNA, 7013 nt
Organism: Phodopus roborovskii (desert hamster)
Lineage: Eukaryota; Metazoa; Chordata; Mammalia; Rodentia; Cricetidae
Gene: Zbtb21
Product: zinc finger and BTB domain containing 21
Exons: 3
Coding region: 1302-4550 (1082 amino acids)
Biological process (GO): regulation of transcription by RNA polymerase II; negative regulation of DNA-templated transcription
Cellular component (GO): nucleus
Molecular function (GO): DNA-binding transcription factor activity, RNA polymerase II-specific; RNA polymerase II cis-regulatory region sequence-specific DNA binding; protein binding
Source: RefSeq, a predicted model, not a curated record